Prosopis cineraria is the source of this 2511-nucleotide messenger RNA. Its product is annotated as F-box/kelch-repeat protein At3g61590-like. The transcript is spliced from 2 exons. The coding region runs from base 1082 to 2305 and encodes 407 amino acids. Gene Ontology annotation, molecular function: protein binding. The record is from RefSeq and is a predicted model, not a curated record. Lineage: Eukaryota; Viridiplantae; Streptophyta; Magnoliopsida; Fabales; Fabaceae.
AUUCCUACGGAAAAAACCGCCCUCCCGCCCCAUUCCUUGCCUGUCGUUUUUCUUGUAUAAGAAUAGGAACCAAAAAGAAAAGAAACAAUAAAAACAUGCCUCUUUCUCCGUCUCUUACUUCUCUCUCUACUUAUUUCUCUCUAUAUUUCACUGUGUGUUGUUGCUUGGCCUUGUUUAUCAACCAAAUCUAGAGCAACCCAUCAUACCGUUGUUCUUCCAUUUGAAGGAAAAUUAUACGCAGUCCAUUCCAUUUUGUUCCUUCUGUUCAAUGUUUGCUGAGGCUGCUGUGAAUUGUUUUAUUCGAUGAAUGAUUAAUCGCAACACCGCCUCCUUUCCCCAUUUGUUCUUCUCUUCUCUGUAAUCCUAGAAGCUCCCUGAAUCUGCUCAGGUUCAUUUGCGCUGUGACAGUGGAAGAGGGUUAUAGCUUUAAGUAAGUUGGGCGUAUGUAUGUGAUGGGUUUCAAAUUCUCAAAAUGCUCUCUCUUUUUCAUAUACGAAAUGUUUCCUGGAAUUUUUAUUGCUCCUCUGUCUUCAUUGAUCUGUAAGUGUUUUUAAGAUGCGUUAUCAUUUUGAGAUGACUAGAAAUUUUUAGCUAUCAGGAUUGCGAGGAUUAGGCGUCUGCUUGAUGGGGUAUUCAACAUUCGAUUUUCUCUGCCCGUCUGUGCUGUUUGUUUGAAUCAUAUCAACCUUCUUAUGGUUUGAUGAUAGGAUCAUGGUGGAAAUUUUCUUUGGAUUAACGGGCUCUUUUCUUUCUUUCUUUCUUUCCUUUGUUUUUUAUUUUUUUUGGUGGGGGCGGGGCGGGGGAGCUGGGUUAAGAAAUGGCUUUCACAUCAUUUCUUCGUUCUCAAUGAAUACUUAUAUAUCCACCUGUGUAGAAUCCGUAAGUUGCAAUGCUUGCUUCUGUUUAUAAGGAGUUUUACGUUAUAUUAUAUCAUAUGAAAAAUUUGCUACUUUUUUCUGUUUGACAAAAUAUUUUCUGUGUUUAUUGUUAUGAGAUCAAAUAUCCGAGGAAAUCUGCAAAGCAUGUAGAAUUUUGAGCGUGCUUUUGAACUUACCAAUUGGUAUUUCCUUCCAACACUACUAUGGCUGGAGAAACAUCAUGGGUCAGCCACUACUGUGAUGACUUGUCAAGGGAGGCCAAAGAGUGUAAUUCAUUUCUAGAAUUUGGUGAUGAUGUUGAUAAUGAAGCUGCUGAGUUUUUUGUGGAUUUGAAUGUGAUUUUGCCUGAUGAGUUAUUGGAACGAAUCCUAGCCUAUCUCCCCAUUGCAAGCAUUUUCAGAGCAGGUUGUGUGUGUAAACGAUGGCAUGAGGUUGUCGCCUCAGAAAGGUUUUUCUGGCACCUUUCACAUUUGCUGCCGCACAAGCCUUGGUACUUUAUGUUUACAAGUUCUGAUGAACCCAUUGGUUAUGCUUUUGACCCCAUCCUUCGGAAAUGGUAUGGUAUGAAACUUCCCUGCAUUGGUACUUCUAAUUGGUUCAUUGCUUCAUCAUAUGGCUUGGCUUGCUUCAUGGACAAUGAUAGCAGAAGUGAAUUAUAUGUUUGCAACCCCAUUACUAGACGUUACAAAAAGCUUGAGGAGCCCCCAGGUUUGAAAUUUUCUGAUUACAGUGCAUUAGCAAUCUCAGUGAAUGGGGAAUCACACAGUUAUAACAUUGCAAUCAUAAAAUCGAAGCAAGUCCCUGAAAACUUUUCCCAGUGGGACGUCUCAAUUCUUAUAUACAAUUCAGAAAAAGUGACCUGGGUGACUACUUUAACAGAAGUUUUGAUCGGGUGGAGAGGUGGUAAUGAGAGUGUAAUAUGCAAUGGAGUGCUUUACUUUUUAGUUUACUCAACUGCGGGUGGUCUGCCAGAAAAUCGCCAUGCCCUAAUUGCAUAUGACAUCUCCAACCAUUCUACUCGUGGCACCUUGACAAAGAGCUUUAUUCCAGUACCUUGUUCUCUAACAUGUGGCCGUCUGAUGAAUCUGAAGGAGAAGCUUGUAAUGGUGGGGGGAAUUGGUAAACAAGAUCAUCCUGACAUAAUAAAAGGGAUUGGUAUCUGGGUUCUAAUUGAUAGGAAAUGGGAUGAGAUUGCUAGAAUGCCUCACAAGUUCUUCCAAGGCUUUGGAGAGCUUGAUGAUGUCUUUGCUAGCAGUGGUACGGAUGAUCUGAUAUACAUUCAAAGUUAUGGAGCUCCAGCGCUUCUGAUAUUUGACAUGAACCAUAGACAAUGGAAAUGGUCGCAGAAGUGCCCCGUGACAAAAAGGUUUCCACUGCAGCUUUUCACUGGCUUUUGCUUUGAGCCUAGGCUUGAAAUUGCUCCGUAGUUUGUUUCUCUUACAGCCAACAGCUACGAUUGACAGAUUUGUCUGAAGGUUUCUGUUCUUUACUCUCAAAGUUUAAAUUCAAUAUGAUUUCGAUGGUUCCAACAGUUCAUACAAAGUGUACUUGCUGAAAAUGCUCUUUCUUCAUGGAUACUGCAAUAUUAUCAAUAGAAUUUAAAAAUAUUACAGAACUUCGUUACUGUUCCUUA